GGGCGGUGUGGAGAGUGACCUGUGCUCGCACACAGGCUUUUUGGAGGCGGCAGCAGCAGCCUUAGUGUCCCAUGCCCGUCUCUGGAGUUCCUUUAAGUGGUGCUCUUAAUCCCUUCUCCUCACGCACCAGGAAACAAAGAGGCAAGAAAAAGUCUCUUGCCUCAUCGGCAGCUCCAGACUUUUUUCCGUACUCCCUCCCGGCUAGCUGUGGCGCACUAGCCCCCUUCAGGCUGUGUUCACGCUGCCAACCCCAGUCCUCUUACUGGGAUCCGACCUCCGAAGCCCAAGCCUCAGCUCCCAGCCCCGCCCGCCCCGGCGGCUGAGCAGACAAGCCUCUCGGGCUGGUAUGCGGGGAGUUUCUUGCCUUUGGGAGGUCUGAGGUCUUCUGCCAGCGUUCAGGAUUUCAAAAAUCAUCUAAAUCCAUUUGCCUAAUGAAUACAGAAGAGGAAAUGGAAGCCCAGAGAGGUUAAGAAGCUUUCUAAAAAUCAUACAGAACAACAAAGAGGCCAGUAUUUCUACAGCCAGUGGUGGGGGAGGGAACAGUGGAGAAGCCAGAAGGCAAGGAAGAGGAGGGAACUGUAGAUUAGGAUCGCUGGUUGCUGUGUUGAGAAUUAACUGAAGCAAGGCAAGGGAAGAAGCGAGGAGACAGGCCACCACUGCAGUAAUUCAAGCAACAGAUGAUGAUGACUGAAAGGCCAGGGCAGUAGCUGAGCUGCUGGUGAGAAGCACUUGGAUCCUGGAUGUAUUUUUAAGCUGAGAGUUUCCUGAGUAGGGGAUCAAGCAUCCCACGAAGAACCUUCCCUGGAAAGAGGGACUAAAGGAUGGAAACAAAAUGAAAAAAUCUGCUUUGUUUUUCUUAAAUUGCUGGUGAUCCAGACAGAUGUUUGCCUGUGAAUGAUGUCAAUCCAUUUAACCUACUAAAACAAAAGACGCAGCAUUGAAGAGAUGAUCCCGGCUUCCCAGUUGGUCUUCUUCACCUGCAUCUGGAUCACACUGAUGUCAAAUGCUUGUGCUGCUGGUGAAAUCAAGAAGCCCCACCAGUGCUGCUUCUCUUCAGUGAAGCCGACCCGGUACAGCAAACAAGAAACUAGAAUGAGGAAGGAUGACAGUACCAAAGUGUGGCCCCUGAAGUAUAAGCAACUUCUCCAUAUAGAGGACCACAGUUUUGCAGUGAGACCUGGAUUUGGAGGAUCUCCAGUGCCAGUGGGUAUAGAUGUCCAGGUUGAAAGCAUUGACAGCAUUUCAGAGGUUAACAUGGACUUUACAAUGACUUUUUAUCUCAGGCAUUACUGGAAAGAUGAAAGACUUGCCUUUCCCAGCAAAACCAACAAAAGCAUGACCUUUGAUCACAGAUUAAUCGAAAAGAUUUGGGUGCCUGAUAUCUUUUUUGUCCAUUCUAAAAGAUCCUUCAUCCAUGAUACAACUGUGGAGAACAUCAUGCUGCGUGUACACCCCGAUGGAAAUGUCCUCUUCAGUGUCAGGAUAACUGUUUCAGCAAUGUGCUUUAUGGAUUUCAGCAGGUUCCCACUUGACACUCAAAACUGUUCCCUUGAACUGGAAAGCUAUGCCUACAAUGAGGAGGAUCUAAUGCUGUACUGGAAACAUGGAAACAAGUCCCUAAAUACCGACGAGCAUAUUUCGCUUUCUCAGUUCUUCAUCGAGGAAUUCAGUGCAUCCAGUGGAUUUGCUUUCUAUAGCAGCACAGGUUGGUACCAUAGGCUUUUCAUCAACUUUGUGCUAAGGAGGCAUAUUUUCUUCUUCGUGCUGCAAACCUAUUUCCCAGCUGUGUUGAUGGUAAUGCUUUCCUGGGUUUCAUUUUGGAUUGACCAGAGAGCUGUUCCUGCAAGGGUUUCCUCGGGAAUCACCACGGUGCUGACCAUGUCCACGAUCCUCUCUGGGGUGAGUGCCUCCAUGCCCCAGGUGUCCUACGUCAAGGCCGUGGACGUGUACCUGUGGGUUAGCUCCCUCUUUGUCUUCCUGUCAGUCCUUGAGUACGCAGCCGUGAACUACCUCACCACAGUGAAAGAGAGGAAACAAUUCAAGAAGACAGGGAAGAUUUCUGGAAUGUACAGUAUUGAUGCAGCUCAAGCCAUGGCCUUCGAUGGUUGUUACCAUGACAGUACAACUGACACGGACCAGACUUCCUUUUCUCUACACUCAGAAGAGGACUCCAUGCAAGAAAGAUGCACAGGCAACCUCAGCACAGAUUCACCUCGGAUAAAGAGAAGAAAAUCGCUAGGAGGGCAGGUUGGUAGAAUCAUUCUGGAGAGCAACCAUGUCAUUGACACCUAUUCAAGGAUUUUAUUUCCCAUUGUGUACAUUACAUUUAAUUUGUUUUACUGGAGUAUUUACGUGUGAAGAGGAAAUCCCAGUUGAUAAAAUUUGUUUUGGAGUCAGAUUAUGUUAAAAACAACAAUAAAAACCACCAACUCUUAACAAUAAAUUGGAUGGUACUAGACUACACUGGAGUCAGCCAGUCACUUCUCCUGGCCCAAAUAAGAUUUGAAAGUUAACUGAUUCACAUCUAGGAAAGAGUUUAAGGUCUUAGGAGAAUUUGGCUCCAUCAAUGAGAGUCGGCAUUCUGCUUGCCUCCCCCAUGCCAGAAGCUGCCUUAAGGACACAGCCUUGCGAUAGUAAGGGGUUACUGAGACAUCUGGACUGUAUACAGAGAGAGAGAGAAAGUGAGUCAGAGAGACAGACGGAGACAGAGAGCGCUGCCCAGAUGCAGUCUUUAUUGUUGGCUGAUCAUUUUUCUACAAGGAGCUGCAAAUUAAAUGGAGAACAUGACUAU
Molecule: messenger RNA, 2791 nt
Organism: Balaenoptera ricei (Rice's whale)
Lineage: Eukaryota; Metazoa; Chordata; Mammalia; Artiodactyla; Balaenopteridae
Gene: GABRR3
Product: gamma-aminobutyric acid type A receptor subunit rho3
Exons: 15
Coding region: 946-2358 (470 amino acids)
Biological process (GO): nervous system process; regulation of membrane potential; signal transduction
Cellular component (GO): synapse; membrane; GABA-A receptor complex
Molecular function (GO): neurotransmitter receptor activity; extracellular ligand-gated monoatomic ion channel activity; GABA-A receptor activity
Source: RefSeq, a predicted model, not a curated record